Messenger RNA from Aptenodytes forsteri (emperor penguin), 1122 nucleotides. Its product is annotated as bone morphogenetic protein 2-like. Gene Ontology annotation, molecular function: cytokine activity; growth factor activity. NCBI's taxonomy places the organism in Eukaryota, Metazoa, Chordata, Aves, Sphenisciformes, Spheniscidae. The record is from RefSeq and is a predicted model, not a curated record. Gene Ontology annotation, cellular component: extracellular region. Gene Ontology annotation, biological process: SMAD protein signal transduction.
AUGCUGGGGACCGUGCUGCUGCUGCUGGCCCUGGCCAAGCCAGCGUGCCCGAGUCCAGCUGGUGCGGCGAGCAGGCGGGCUGAGGCACUGAAGAGGCUCCUGGAAGUCUUUGGCAUGGAAGACCCCCCACCCCCCCCGGCUCACUUCAAGCAGCCGCCCCAGUACAUGGUGGAUCUAUUCAACACCGUCGCCAAUGCGGAUGGUGUCACCAAGAACCCCGACAUCCUGGAGGGCAACACGGUCCGCAGCUUCUUGGAUAAAACUCACGGCGAGAAGAUGCGGUUCUUCUUCGUCCUCUCCAGCGUGGCCAAGAACGAGAAGAUCCUGACAGCAGAGCUGCAUCUCUUCCGCCUCUGGCCGAGGGCCACCGACGGGCCCAAAAGGCACCACUUCUGCCAGGUCAGCGUCUACCAAGUGUUGGAGAAGAGCGAGCCGGACGCCCCCGGAGGAAAGAAGCUACUGGCAGCCAGGCUCGUCUCACUGCAGGGCUCCGGCUGGGAGGUCUUUGCCAUCACGCAGGCUGUUCGUGACUGGACCGAAGACGAAAGCAGCAACCAGGGUUUGCUGGUGACAGUCCAGGGCCUGAGCGGGAGCCCGCUCGACCCCCCACUGCUGCAGUUCGCAACCAGCAGGGACCACCAUGAGAGCAAGAAGCCCAUGUUGGUCCUGUUCACGGACGACGGGCGCCGGGGAGCGUCCCUGCCCAUGGCUGGCUUCCCAGAUUUACAGCCUCAGGCUCCCAUUCUCCCUGAAAAAAUGUCGGUGCCCAAGCUGACUGGGCCACGCAGCACACGCUCGCUGGACCGGCUCCAGCCCUGCCAGAGGCAUCCCUUGUCUGUGGACUUCGGAGGCUGGUCCGGCUGGAUCAUCUCGCCGCGGGGGUACAACGCCUACCACUGCAAGGGCUCCUGCCCCUUCCCGCUGGGUGAGAACAUGCGGCCGACGAACCAUGCCACCGUGCAGUCCAUCAUCAACGCCCUCAAGCUGAGCGAGGGCGUCAGCAGCCCCUGCUGCGUGCCCGACAAGCUCUACUCCAUCAACCUCCUCUACUUUGACGAUGACGAGAACGUGGUCCUUAAGCAGUAUGACGACAUGGUGGCCGGGAGCUGCGGCUGCCACUGA